AUGAGACGCCUCCACCUCAAUAAGAAAGCCACAGACAAACAGCCAUAUAGCAAGCUUCCUGGUGUUUCACUCCUAAAGCCGUUAAAAGGUGUGGAUCCUAACCUGAUCAACAACUUAGAAACCUUCUUUGAACUGGAUUAUCCGAAAUAUGAAGUACUACUCUGUGUACAAGAUCAUGAUGAUCCAGCUAUUGAUGUGUGCAAAAAACUCCUUGGCAAAUACCCGAAUGUUGAUGCUAGACUGUUCAUAGGUGGCAAGAAGGUUGGCAUCAACCCCAAGAUUAACAACUUAAUGCCUGGCUAUGAAGUUGCCAAAUAUGAUCUCAUAUGGAUUUGUGAUAGUGGAAUCAGAGUAAUGCCAGACACGCUGACAGAUAUGGCCAAUCAAAUGACUGAAAAAGUAGGCUUGGUCCAUGGGCUUCCCUAUGUUGCAGACAGACAGGGUUUUGCUGCUACCCUUGAACAGGUUUAUUUUGGAACUUCGCAUCCAAGGUCAUAUAUUUCAGCCAACUUAACUGGCUUUAAGUGUGUAACAGGAAUGUCAUGCUUGAUGAGGAAGGAUGUCUUGGACCAAGCUGGAGGACUGAUAGCUUUUGCACAAUAUAUUGCUGAAGAUUACUUUAUGGCCAAAGCUAUAGCUGACCGGGGUUGGAAAUUUGCGAUGGCCACACAAGUUGCAAUGCAAAACUCUGGUUCAUAUUCUAUUUCUCAGUUUCAGUCCAGAAUGAUCAGGUGGGCCAAACUGCGAAUUAAUAUGUUGCCUGCCACAAUAAUUUGUGAGCCAAUCUCAGAGUGCUUUGUUGCCAGUCUAGUUAUUGGAUGGGCAGCUCAUCAUGUGUUUAGAUGGGAUAUAAUGGUAUUUUUCAUGUGUCACUGCUUGGCGUGGUUUAUAUUUGACUACAUUCAACUAAAAGGUGUUCAGGGUGGUGCUCUGUGUUUUUCAAAACUUGAUUAUGCAGUAGCUUGGUUCAUCAGAGAAUCCAUGACAAUUUAUAUUUUCCUAUCUGCUUUGUGGGACCCCACUAUUAGCUGGAGGACAGGACGUUACAGAUUACGUUGUGGAGGCACUGCAGAAGAAAUUCUUGAUGUAUAGCCACAGCUUUGUAACUGUGAAUGUCAAAAAGAGAAGGGGGGGGGGGAAGAAAAGUAUUAUAAAUUGUUUAUAUAAAUACUUUUAAGAAAAUCUACCUUCAGUAGUUUUAUUACUUGUAUGUUUUGGUAUCUGUUCUUUAAUUUAUUUUUGCAUGGCACUUGCAUCUGUAAAAAUACAUCUGUAGUCUUGGCCAAACGGUACCUUGCUCCUAUGUACAAAUAGAAAUGGAGAGAAUUGGUCCUGACAUCUACUUUCUAUAGGAAUGCUCUGCAGUAAACUCUUUUUUUAAAAAAAAAAGCGUAUCCUCCUGGAUAUGAACAGCUUCUUCUGCCACGGUGUGCUAGCCUAGCAAAUCCAGGGUUCACAUAGCUAUUUUCCAGCUGGAUUGUACAAGGCUGUACCUAGUAAAAUCACAGAAGUACAGCUGAUUUUCUGUUUUAUCCCACUGAAUUGAGCUAGUAACAGGACCUUGGGAAAGAAGCUCUUAAAUGCUUUAUGCCUACCUCUUGUAGUUGCUGCAGAACAAAAUGAAUGGAAAGGUAAAAAUGCUUUGCAAAAACAAACUAAAGUAAAGCUGGAGUCAUGUGUUUAUAUGUAUAUAUGAAAUACUUUCGUCAUUGCAAUGAACCAAAAGUGGACUGAGUUUGAUAGAAUGAGUUGGAAGGAAUUACUGGUCAGGCAUGUAUUGUGGGCAUCUUUUGGCCAACUCUGAUCUGGUUCUGUCUUGAA
Molecule: messenger RNA, 1821 nt
Organism: Aptenodytes forsteri (emperor penguin)
Lineage: Eukaryota; Metazoa; Chordata; Aves; Sphenisciformes; Spheniscidae
Gene: UGCG
Product: UDP-glucose ceramide glucosyltransferase
Exons: 9
Coding region: 1-1092 (363 amino acids)
Biological process (GO): glucosylceramide biosynthetic process
Cellular component (GO): membrane
Molecular function (GO): ceramide glucosyltransferase activity
Source: RefSeq, a predicted model, not a curated record